Molecule: messenger RNA, 1912 nt
Organism: Batrachochytrium dendrobatidis JAM81
Lineage: Eukaryota; Fungi; Chytridiomycota; Chytridiomycetes; Rhizophydiales
Exons: 3
Coding region: 56-1912 (618 amino acids)
Source: RefSeq, a predicted model, not a curated record
UAGCAUUACUUUAGUAGCUUAAACUCGAUAAACAAGUCUAAAUUUGGCCAGCUUCAUGUUUAACUUGGUCACUGUCAGUGCAAUAUUUUUGCUCAUCACAUGCGGAAUCAAUGCCAAUGAACUUGGUGUUUGGACUCCCGCUGGAACUACUGGUGUAACAUGCAUUCACACUUUUCUUUUACCGGGAUUUCGACUUGUCUGCACUGAGCGACCGCAUACAGGAUAUCCAACCAAUCCAUUUACAAAUGGUAUGAUCUCUACCGAAAUAGACCUGCUAAAUGGAGCAUCACCCGAAUCAUUAGGUCCAUGGACUUCAAAGUUUACUCCGCGGCAUAUUGACACCAGUGCAUUUUGUAGUGGUCAUGCUCAGAUGCCCAAUGGCUCUAUCCUUGUUAUGGGCGGAGAUGAGUAUGGGCUUUUGAGUGAUGGCACACACAAUAUCUAUCCAGAUGGUCGUAAAGGUCGUCGUAUAUACAAUCCGUGUCCUGCUGAUGCUCAGAAUUGCGUUGGAAGUUGGGUAACAUUGCCAGAUAUGGCUACCAGACGCUGGUAUCCUUCAAUGGCAACUCUUGCCGAUGGUUCUCAAAUAAUUAUUGGCGGAAGUACUUCAAACUUGGAUUAUAGUCGUCUCAAUACAACUGAAAACAACCCUACGUACGAAUAUUACCCGUCAAAAGCUGGUCAAUGGCCACGUACUCUGCCAAUUCUUGCAUGGGCCUUUCCAUUUAUGCUUUAUCCAAUGGUAUUCACCAUGCCUUCUGAGCGAGUCUUUCUGUUCGUGUCUAACAAGACAGUCAUUAUUGAUCCAAAAACGGAUGAGCUCUCAUACACUGUUCCAGAUAUGCCAGUUUUGGACCAUCUGCCUUGGAUUUAUCCAUAUGCACCUACAAUGACUGUGCUUCCCAUGACCAUCAAAAACAACUGGGAGUUUAAAAUUCAAAUAUGUGGUGGCUCCAAAGCUUCUAAUACCGACGCAUCCCCUAUGUGCUGGCAAAUUAAUCCUGAAAAUGCUAAUCCCACUUGGAAAAAAGUAGAUGAUCUUCCUAAUCCCCGUGUCAUGAUAGACUCGAUUAUUCUUCCAGAUGGAAAGAUUUUGUAUGUAAAUGGUGCAGGUGGUGGUGUAUCUGGUGGUGAUGCUGGAUUUGUUGAGAAUGCAUACAACCCUGUCAUGACACCCAACUUAUUUGAUCCUGAAGCACCUGCAGGAAAACAGUUUAGUGUGAUGGCGCCUGCUACCAAUUACCGUCUAUAUCACUCUGGAGUGAUAUUAGUAGAGUCAGGACACGUUAUUACUACCGGAUCAGAAAUGGACAACUAUGACGAUUAUUGGAAGCAUAACAAGACAGAAUGCAGACCUUAUAACGUUACUUCAUAUGUUUCAUCCUGUACUCAGCCAUUCAACUACAAUCUUGAAAGAUAUGCACCACCAUAUCUUCAGCGCGCAGAAAAGUCUGGUCGUCCAGUCAUUUCAAGUGCACCAGCGAGCACCACCUAUAAAUCUACAUUUGUUGUUCAAAUAUCAACUCCCUUAAAGAAUAUAGGUCGUGCAACCUUUAUUCGAUACUCGACGACUACACAUCAAACCAACACAGAUCAGAGAUUUAUUGAGCUCCGCAUCCUUUAUACUAUAAACUCGACUAUUAUUGUGGAAGCGCCAAGCGGGCCAGGUAUAGCACCACCGGGAAAUUGGAUGCUGUUUGUGUUGGAUAAAACUGAUGUUCCAUCUGUUGCCAAAACGAUUAAUCUGCAACUUGGUUCAGAAACACAUGCAGAGAUUCCCUCAGCAGCUACUAAUUUCUCACGAAACAGUGCUCAGGGUGAAUUUGGCUCAAGCAUAAAAUGGAUGAAUUACUUUGUCACCAUCAGUGUGAUAUUAGCAUCUCAAUGUAUUUUGCUUGCGUGGUAUAUGUAA